GCAGCUCUGCAGAAGGACUCGGCCCCAGGGAGGAGGCGGCCUCCCCAUCGCGGUGCCGGCCACCCAUGGCAGCCGGGGGCUCGCUGGCCGCCGCGGGGCUGCUGUGGCUCUGCCUGGCCCCGGCAGCGCUGCUGAGGCUGCACCAGCCCCAGCCUGUCCUGGUCGUGGAGCCUGAGAAGCCGGUGGAGAUCAUCUGUGAGGCCGACGAGAACAUGGAGAGCAAAGCCAAGGUGUCCUGGUACCGGCACGGCAAGGACGGGCCCCGCCUGGUUGUGGCUUGCAAGAGCGAGACGAGCCAGGGGUUCUCCUGCAAGUUUGGGGGGCACAAAGUCACCCUGCACAUCCCCUGCGCCCGCCCCGACAACACCGGCCUCUACCUGUGUGCCUACCGCGGAGUCCGCAGACUGGAAUUCGGCAACGGCACCGCGCUGCUGGUGGGAGACAGCUGGAGGGAGCAGAGCUGGGUGCGGGUGCUGGCUCCCCAUGGGGACCCCCGGGCCCCCCCCAGCCUGGUCUGUGCCGUGGGUGCCACCCGCGGCCCCGUGCUCGUCUCCUGGCCGGGGGAGGCCGGGCGGGUGCUGGGGCUGGGGGGGCGCAUGGAGCUCCUCAUCAGCCCGGUGGGCACGACCCAGGGGGGCGGGGGGCUCUGCGAGGUGCGCUUCAAUGCCUCAGGCCCCGUCGUCCGCAGGAGCGUGGAGCUGCGCAAGGCUGAGGGCAGCUGCGUGACCCCCAGCUCCUGGGCCCUGGCCGGGGCCGUGGCGCUGCUGCUGCUCAGCGUCUGCCUCAGCAUCUGCCGCCUCUGCCGUCCCACGGAGCAUGGUAUGGGCAGGGGACUGUGCCACCAUGUCCCCCGCUGUCCCCCACUGUCCUGUCCAUCUCCCUCUGACCCCUCCAUCCCCAGUCCCCCUCCUUCCUUCAUCCCCGUUGAUCCCCUCUGUCCCCCCGAUCCCCUCUGAUCCCUUCUGUCCCCCCCAUCCCCAUGCUGGGGACACAUGUCCCUGCUCUG
This is a messenger RNA of Chroicocephalus ridibundus (black-headed gull), 1006 nucleotides long. RefSeq lists its product as uncharacterized. The record is from RefSeq and is a predicted model, not a curated record. The coding region runs from base 66 to 956 and encodes 296 amino acids. The transcript is spliced from 4 exons. Lineage: Eukaryota; Metazoa; Chordata; Aves; Charadriiformes; Laridae.